Molecule: messenger RNA, 411 nt
Organism: Acytostelium subglobosum LB1
Lineage: Eukaryota; Evosea; Eumycetozoa; Acytosteliales; Acytosteliaceae
Exons: 1
Coding region: 1-411 (136 amino acids)
Source: RefSeq, a predicted model, not a curated record
AUGAAGAUCGCCAGACCAUUAUCCGCCUUGUUUAAGAAGUCUCCAAAGAAGGAGAUGGAUAAGUCACCUCUGCAAGAGUUGGCAGAGACGCGUUUCCGUGUCCAACAAAUGAUGGGCGCCGAUGAGUUCUCCAAGGGAAAGUGGUCCCAGCCAAGAAUCCUGGCCAUCUGUGAGGAGGGUAUCAAGCUCAUCUCGGAGAAUGAGGAGGAGCUGAUCCAAGAGAUUCCCUGGUCUUCAAUCCUGCAAUUCAACUUGAAGGAGUCGUGGACAGAGUGGGAGAUCGUUCUCAAGGAUCGUCGCAAGUUGUUCUUCAAGUGUCAAAAGGCUUUCGACCUUCACAUGGCCACCGAUCACAUCCUGGAUGGUCUAAUUAGAAACAACAGAUCACAAGGAUACUUCUCAGAGUUCUAA